UUUUUCGCGUGCGUUUCCCGCGCUUUUGUAGAUGCCAAGCCCCAGGGCAGUCGCUCGCGGAUCGGCGCGUCAGACGCACGUCCCGCGUUUCGUUUAUCGAAUCAGUAAAAAUUCGCUCUUCGGGUACCAGCACUAUUCUCGUAGCUGUGACUGAAAAUGUAUAUUUAGACAAUUUAUUUGUGAAGGAUAAAUUAAUACCGAGUGUGACAGUGUAGAUCCGAUUUUUUUUAGUGUUCAGUGAUGUGAAUGUGGUGAAGAUUUUUUUAAUGUGAUUUACUGCGAUUUUUGCGAGACUGAGAUAAAAGGAUUCAUCUAAAGGGCAAGGAUUUUGAAAACCAAAGAUUCUAUGAACUACUCUUGAUUUUGGAUGUGAAGCGGAAAGAGCUGCGAUGACCUAAGAUCGAAAAGAACCUUUUACAAAAUGAAGAACUGAGAAAAAUCGAAGAUGCGUAAUGAAAUUCUGUUUCAAAACUUCAACGAAGAGGCGGUGAAGAAGAAAAUGUGUACUAUACCCAAAAGUGUUAUUUUCAAUAGUUUAUAAAGUACUUGUAAUAAUGUGCGAAGAUACCGAGUCACUGAAAUACACUGCGUGUAAGGUUGGCGGCCGGAUUGUCAGUGAAACGGAGAUAAAACGAGCCAGAUAAAGGCCACCCCAUAUGGAUCGCGAAAAUUUCACCCACCACGCGGCAGUGAACGCGACUGUCAACGUGACCACCAACGGCACAGUCGCGGAGACAGACGACGAUGACUUGACGCAGAGCAUAUUCUUCAAGCUGAGGAUCACGGUGUUGCUGCUCAUCGUCAUCAUGGCGGUGCUGGGCAAUAUGCUGGUCAUAGUCAGUGUUAUGAGGCACAGGAAACUCCGCGUAAUAACCAACUACUUCGUGGUCUCCCUCGCGUUCGCCGACAUCCUAGUGGCCAUGGUGGUGAUGCCGUUCAACUUCAGCGUCCAAUUCUACAACAGCUGGCUCUUCGGACCAACGAUAUGUGACCUCUGGAACUCCUCCGAUGUGUACUUCACUUCCACGUCGAUUCUACAUCUGUGUUGCAUAUCGGUGGAUAGGUACUACGCUAUUGUGAAGCCCUUGAAGUAUCCUAUUAAGAUGACGAAGAAGAUGGCAUUCAUCAUGUUAGCAGCAACAUGGUUAAGUCCAAUUACGAUAUCCUACGUCCCAAUAUUCAUGGGCUGGUACACAACCAGCGACCAUCUAAAAGUCCAAAAAGCCGACGAGUGCGAAUUCAUAGUCAACAAGCCAUACGCAGUCAUAUCCAGCUCAAUAUCUUUCUGGAUUCCUUGUACCAUAAUGCUGUUCACAUACUACGCUAUAUUCCGAGAAGCGAAUCGACAGGAGAAAAAUCUUCACGCCAGAGCUGGCAAUGCUAUGCUCAUGCAUAGACAUUCUCGAGAAGUGGGCGACAAAAAUGGCGCCUUACACAUAAACGCCACCACUCCUACGAAGGAUAGGAAUAUCCUCAAAAUGAAGAGAGAACAUAAGGCAGCCAGGACUUUAGGCAUUAUCAUGGGAGCCUUCAUCCUCUGCUGGUUGCCUUUCUUCCUAUUCUACGUGUCAACGUCAUUGUGUGACUCGUGCCGGUGUCCCGAAGUCGUCACAGUGAUCAUGUUCUGGACUGGUUACUUCAACUCAGCGUUGAACCCAAUCAUUUACGCGUAUUUCAAUAGAGACUUCCGUAAUGCGUUCAAGAACACUUUAGCUUGUGCGUUCUGCAGUUUUUGUAGGAGAAGUGCUUCGGACCUUGAUGCUCUAGAGCGGUUAGAUAGGAGAGGUUCAGCGAACUUGAGGGUGCCAGUACCUUCUAGGAGAACAUCAGACCUAGCAUCGCUUUGAAUAUCGCCAAAGUGUGAGGUGACCACGGUUUGAGAGGCCUAGUGUAGUCUCAACGAAAUAUUUAAGGACAUACGUGUACUUAUUCCCAAAGUUGAUGUGAUUUAUUUAGAAUCGUCGAUGUAUAAAUAAUUUUGUAUAGAAAAAUAUACGUACGUGUCGUGUUAGGUAUGAAUUUGUAUAUCCUGUGAAAAUUAAUACAGAAACUGUAAUGUAACAUAAGUAUAACACACAAGAAACACAGUUUUUUGUAUUCUUUUUUGCAAAUGAAGGAGUAGAUAAUUAAAUUGUAUUAAAUCUGAUAGUAUUGAAUAACUAUCAAUUCUAAACCAAAGAUUUUAUUUUUUCUACUUCUGAAAAUAUUUUUGGUUUAGGAUCAGAAUUUCAGCACAAACGGACAUGUUUCCUUUAUCAUUUUUACGAAAUGAAUGUUUAACAUAAUGUUUUUAUUCUAAACUCACUCUAUGUUUUAAACAUUGAACCUAUACAUUUUAUUUUACCUGACCCAUUUAAGCAAAAUAUGUAGAUAAGUAAUUAAAACUUAUAGAAAAAAUAUUAAAUGAGGCUAAAACGAACGAAGUCUACUUCAUCGAACUUUUUCGUGAAACGAAAAAAAUAUAAACAAAACUCUGUAAGUAAUUAUAGAGCAAAAAGGAUCAAAUUGUAAAUAUGUAGUUAUUAAUUAAAAUUAACUCAUUAACGCGUAUAUAUUUUUUUUACUUUAUCUCACGUAGUAAUUUUUUAUAUUUGUCUGUUAUUAAUUUUAUUUUUCUACUUUAUAUACCAUUUUUUUUACUUUUUCUCAUCUGAAUUUUCUUGAACAACAUAGUAUAAAAAAACAUUAUUGUAUGAUAGAAUCAUUCCAUAAUAGAACAUUUUAAAGUCAUUUUCUGAUAAAGUACAUAAUGUAGGCUGUUUUAUAUUUACGGGCCUAAAUAUAAGAUAUAACUAAUUUUAAAAGAGGCCAAAGUGUUGUAAAUAUUUAAUUAUUAGAUUUUAAUGUAAAAUUAAAUAAAAUAAAUUAUUGUUAGCUGUAAAAAUAUCUAUAUAGGCCGUAGUUAAUUUAAGUAAAAUAAUUAUAAAAAUAUGAAUACAUUUUCAUUUUUCACCAGCAACUAAAUAUUGACUUUGGAAAUAGUAAUAUAAAUCGUACAGAAUAAAAUAAUAAUUUUAAUUUUGUAAAAUAAUAAUUCAUUUUUAAAACAAUGAAUAGGUUAUCUUGACUUAACGAAAUAUAGUCUAAAAGUGUUAGAAAAAGUCAAUAAUUAGGUGUUUUUAUUUUUUCUUAAUAACCAUUUAGAAUAAAUAAGUUUCAUUUAAAAUAUAAAUUAAUUUAACAACAAAACAUGAAUAAAUCAUACGUAAUUAGACUUUUUUGUAAAUAGUAUUUAUCGAAUAGUCAGUCUUGUAGAUAGAAAAUAGUCUUAAAAUAGUAUAAUAUCAGUCAUCUAGUAUUAAUAAUAACGAUUUUAUUUAAAUUAAAAUAGGAAGAUACUAUAAUGGGGACAAAUAACGCUUCAAUAGAGAAAAAAAGGAUUUUUAAUAUAAUUAUUAUUGAUGUGCUACGGUAAAUAACCAACCUAUUAGAUUUGAUGUGUUAGUGUUGUGUCAAAACUCAUCGAUUAAAUAUUUAUAGAUAAUUACUAACUUGAACUAAUAUUCAAGGCACUGUCCGCUUCCCAGUAUUGUAGACAUUUUCUCCAACGAUUUUGAUUAUUUUGAAAGUAUUUUUUAUUGAAACUUAAUUAUAAUUUUUGAUUGGUGAAAAAAAUCCUGUCUUAUCCUAACGACACACAUGUGUCUUGAUGUCCCAUUUCUACUAAAACAAUAACUGUUCAAGGCAUUACACUUUUCACAAGUUAAAUACAAGUCGUGAAAGAAAUCAUGUACUAUAUGAAAAAAGGUUUUAAUCUGUCCUUUUUUCGGAUUCAAUAGGAUUUUUACCACUAUAAUAUUUAUUACGUACACGGUAAAAUAUACCUACCUGAUAUUUUUUUGAUUUUGUCUGUAGAUAAAAAAAUCUGUAUUAUAGUCCACAGUGGCUACUUUUUGUUACCUCUUGCGUCCAAAGAUAUUACUAUUAUAAUAUUCAUUUCUGUCGUGUCAAUGUCCAUGUUAAUCACAUUAGCUUGUAUUUUCGCGUUCUCAUAAACUGUUGGGAUAUUGUUGUUUGAAAAGGAAAACGUAAUGUUUUGUUUCCUAAUAAAAGCCAAAAAUUGCUAUUGUUUUAAAUGGAUUUUGAGUUUAUCGUAAUAUGUCGUUAGUAUACCUAUAAUAAAAUAGAAAUUAGAAUUUAAUUUCAAAAUGUGUGUGACACAAUGGUCAUUCUAAUAAUUUAGGCAGAAAAAAUUAUGGUCAAAAUAAAUGAAACUGUUUUUUUUUAUUUCAAACAACAAUUUCUAUAUUCGCUAUUGUAAAUUCAAUGUGUCUUCCUUUUGAAUAAGUAACAUAGGCUCAAAGUAUAUGUAAAAAAAUAGAAAAAGAAAAUUUUAGCAUGUAAAAUUUUUAGUAAUCCAUAUACUAUAAUAUAGCCAAUUUUUAGUGUUUAUAUGUAGUAUGUGCAAAAUUGUAAAAUAGCACGUACGGGCUGUAAAUGUAAAAAAAGUAAUAAUAAAUGGUUGUGACUCCUAAUAGAUAUUACAACUAACUUUCUAACAAUAUUAAUCAUAUCUGAAAACUUAAUUUCUUCAAUUUAACCUUUUUUUUUUAAUUCUACUGUACAUAGUUUGGUAUAUAAAGUACAAUACCUACCAAAAAUACAUAAAUUCGUGUUGAUAAGUUAAAAUUGUUCUUCUCCUAUUUUUCUUUUCAAAUCCGUCCAUUAUUUUUUGUUUUGUUUUAAUCUGUUUUCCACUAGUUCGAAACCUAUUAGCUUGUUGUGAUUUCAGAAAAUAAAUGUGUUAGAAAGGAGAUUGGGCAAGAAUGUAUCAAGUUUGGUCCAAAUGUCCACCACGAACGAGACCUAUAUAAUCAAAAUAGUCCACUUAAUUUAGAGUAACUUUUACUAAGAAAGUAAAAAAAAACAAUGCCAAAAAAAAGUUAUAGCCAAAAAUGUAUUCUUCAUUUUCGGUAGUUUUUGUAUGUUAUCAUUAUUAUUUUUUAUUUUAUUCCACUUCUAUUUCCGCACUUUAUCUAAAACUAAGAUGAGUAAGACACAUUUGCAUAUAAACAGCCCAUAUUUUUUUGCCCGAUGGAUGAACGAAUCACUAACCAAUUGAGGCGCCAAAAGUGCUUGAAUAUACUCAGCGGUGCCUGGAUCUAAGAAAGUUCGAUGUAACUAGCGGUGUCUUCUCUCUAAUAAUGAACAAUUCUAUUUUGUCAGAAAGUACGAAAAUCGAACAUCACGAAGAGUAAUUUAAAAACUGAAAUUGAUAAAAUCUAUGCAAUGAGUUUUUUGAUUUUGCUAUAACUUUUUUCUGGCAUUAUAUUUUUUUUUACUUUCAUAACAAAAAAUGUUCUAUAUUUAACGGGCUAUCUAGCCAUAUAGGUCUCGUUCGUGGUGGACAUUUGGACCGGAAUCGCCCAUUGUCCUUUGUAGACGAAUAUCAAUGUGGAAUUUCAAAGAAUAAUGUACAUAAAAUCAAUGUUUGUCAGUUUUUAAAGUGUAGAUAUAUUAAAAAGUAUAUUAGUAUUUAUUUUACAAAAUAGUUGAAUCCACUAGAAUUUACAGUAAAAUAGAUAAAAAACAGCAAUAUUAUGUAAUUUAAAGAAACCAUUAUGUGUAAUAAUAAGUAGAUCUGUGUAUAGAAUAGAUUUCUUCAACGUGAAAUCUUUGCAUCUCAUAUAUUUAAUUUAUUACAUUUUCUAUGCAAAUGGUUGUUAGCAAAAUGUUUUAAUAGUUUUUUUUUAGAAAUUAAUUGAUGUUUUAAACUCGUUUUAAUGAUUUGUCUGUUGUAUCCUACGAUACUGUGAUAGUAUAUCAUUGUUAGUGAAUUUAAAAUAAACGUCAUCACAAAUCCUAUUAUUUUGAUAUUCAUUAAAUCUAGUUUUAUCGAGAUUUUACUAAAAAACUAUAUUUUUAAUUUAUUUUAUUAUGUAAAAUUGUAAAUAUUCUGUUUAUUGCCAUACGUGAUAAUAUAUAGAAAAAAUAAUAUUUAAAUUAAUUAAUGUAUUAUUAUUGCUAUUAUAAAAUUGUUUAAAUUAUUUAAAAAAUAAUGAUGCGUGGUGCGACUUUAACCUUUAGGUAUUUACCUAAUAUGUGCGUGUAAUCAAAUGCUUUUUGCAAAAAUAAACGAAAAUUGUUUCGUAUAUAAUA
Helicoverpa armigera (cotton bollworm) is the source of this 6099-nucleotide messenger RNA. RefSeq names its product octopamine receptor beta-2R. Bases 657 to 1847 code for a protein of 396 amino acids. Lineage: Eukaryota; Metazoa; Arthropoda; Insecta; Lepidoptera; Noctuidae. Gene Ontology annotation, biological process: adenylate cyclase-activating adrenergic receptor signaling pathway. Gene Ontology annotation, molecular function: octopamine receptor activity. The transcript is spliced from 8 exons. The record is from RefSeq and is a predicted model, not a curated record. Gene Ontology annotation, cellular component: plasma membrane.